CAGUCCGGGCUCUUCACGCAGUACAACAUCCAGAAGAAGGCGAUGACGGUCCGCGAGUUCCGCAGGAUCGCCAACAGCGACAAGUACUGCACACCGCGGUACACAGACUUUGAAGACCUGGAACGAAAAUACUGGAAGAACCUGACGUUCAAUGCCCCCAUCUACGGGGCUGACGUUAACGGCACCCUGUACGACAAGCAUGUGGAUGCAUGGAAUAUUGGCAGAUUGAACACGAUCCUGGAUAUUGUGGAGAAUGAAAGCGGCAUAACCAUCGAAGGAGUGAAUACUCCGUACCUGUAUUUUGGCAUGUGGAAAACUUCCUUUGCUUGGCACACUGAGGACAUGGAUCUCUACAGUAUUAAUUACUUGCAUUUUGGGGAGCCCAAGUCAUGGUACUCUAUCCCUCCAGAGCAUGGGAAGCGACUGGAGAGACUUGCAAAAGGUUUUUUUCCAGGAAGUGCCCAAAGCUGUGAAGCAUUUCUCCGUCACAAGAUGACCCUCAUCUCUCCAUCAAUCCUGAAGAAAUACGGCAUUCCGUUUGAUAAGGUGACACAGGAGGCUGGAGAGUUCAUGAUAACCUUUCCUUAUAGCUAUCAUGCUGGCUUUAAUCACGGCUUUAACUGUGCUGAAUCUACCAACUUUGCCACUCUUCGGUGGAUCGAGUAUGGGAAGCAGUCAGUGCUGUGCUCAUGUCGGAAGGACAUGGUGAAGAUCUCCAUGGAUGUGUUUGUGAGGAAGUACCAGCCAGAUCGUUACAAGCUUUGGAAAGCUGGGAAGGACGUGACCGUCAUUGAUCAUGCGCUUCCAACCCCAGAGGCAGCAGAAUUCCUUAAAGGGGAUCUCAUGCAAAAAGUCAAGAGUGGAAAACAGUGUGUGGAGGAGAUGGACACAGAAGAGAUGUGUAAAGAAGAGGUGGAUGGGGAUGAGACAAAAAGCAUCCCCAAGCAUCGCAUAGGAACAAAAAGGCAUAGGGUCUGCCUGGAAGUGCCUCAGGAGGUGAGUGAGAGUGAGGCCUUCCCCAAGGAGGAGCUGAGCUCCACACAGUACGAAGCAGACAUGGCAGAGCCUCAUGAGAGGCCUACAGGUGAACUUGUGCAGCAAGGUGAACAAAGGCUCAAGCUUCCAGUGUACUCAGCCAGGUUUGAAGAAUUGAAAAUGGUGAAGCUUGAGGAGAAAGAAGAGGAAGAACAAGAAGCAGCAGCACUGGAUCUCUCCAUUUCACAUGCUUCAAAUUCCACUUCAGUGUCGGCAGCUUCAAAGCAGAGCAUGACAUCCAGUGUUCAGUCCAGCUCACCUGCAUAUUCCGGUUGUUCAGACUCCGAAUCAACUGAUCUGUUGGCUAAACGAACUCUGCCUGGGCCAGCUGGAGUGCUCACAGUCCACAGCUAUGCUAAGGGGGAUGCCAGUGGAUCCGACAGUGAACAGGCUUCAGGGAAGAAAGCCAGUGCCACCACCAGCAUGAGUGAGCAAGAGCUGACAGAGGAAGCAAACGAGUACAUAAGGUCAGUGAAGGAAAGUAAGAAGUCCAAGGGUCGUCGCCAGCCGUUGAGCAAGCUCCCACGCCAUCACCCACUCUUGGUUAAGGACUGCGUUAGUGAUGAUGAGGCAUCAGAGCAGCUAAGCCCUGAAGAAGAGGCUGAGGAGACAGAGGCAUGGGCCAAGCCACUUAGCCAGUUGUGGCAGAAUCGGCCACCAAAUUUUGAGGCUGAGAAAGAAUACAAUCGGACCAUGGCUCAGCAGUCUCCCUACUGUGCUGUUUGUAUGCUCUUCCAGACGUAUCAGGCAGAGUGUGGAGCCAACAGUCAGAACUCUGGAGUGACUCCAGCUGCUGUGGAUGGGAAGAUCCGAACUAAACCUCUGAUUCCUGAAAUGUGCUUUACUGCAACUGGCUGCAGCACUGACCUCAAUCUUUCAACUCCCUACCUAGAGGAAGAUGGAACCAGUGUACUUAUCACCUGCAAGAACUGCCAUGUCUGUGUUCAUGCAAGUUGUUACGGUGUAUCCCCUGACAAGGCCACUGAAGACUGGAUGUGCUCCAGGUGUACAGAAAAUGCCUUAGAAGAGGACUGCUGUUUGUGUUCAUUACGAGGAGGAGCGCUGCAGAGAGCCAAUGAUGACAAGUGGGUUCAUGUGAUGUGUGCUGUGGGUGUACUGGAGGCUAAAUUUGUGAACAUCGCAGAGCGGAGUCCUGUGGAUGUUGGCAAAAUCCCCCUGCAACGUUUCAGACUGAAAUGCAUCUUCUGCAAGAAACGAAGAAAGAGAAUUGCAGGUUGCUGUGUACAGUGCUCACAUGGUCGGUGUCCCACAUCUUUUCAUGUCAGCUGUGCCCAAGCAGCAGGAGUCAUGAUGCAGCCUGAUGACUGGCCAUUUGUUGUCUUCAUUACCUGCUUCAGGCACAAGACCCCAUCUCAGGCAGAGCGAGCUAAGGCUGCACUCCAGGAUCUGUCACCUGGACAGAUAGUCAUCAGCAAGCACAAGAAUGGUCGCUUCUAUCAAUGUGAAGUGGUCAGCCUUGCAAAGGAGACUUUCUAUGAGGUCAACUUUGAUGAUGGCUCCUUCAGUGAUAACCUGUACCCAGAGGACAUUGUGAGUCGAGACUGUCUUCAGCUAGGUCCCCCUGCUGAAGGGGAAGUCGUGCAGGUGAGAUGGACAGACGGACAAGUUUACGGAGCCAAGUUUGUCGCAUCACAUGCUAUCCAGAUGUACCAGGUGGAAUUUGAAGAUGGGUCACAGCUGAUGGUGAAAAGGGAUGAUGUAUAUACUCUUGAGGAGGAGCUUCCUAAGAGAGUGAAGUCAAGGCUGUCAAUAGCUUCAGAUAUGCGCUUCACAGAGAUCUUCGCAGAGAAGGAGGUGAGACAAGAGAGGAAGAGACAAAGAGUGAUCAAUUCACGCUACCGUGAAGAUUACAUUGAACCUGCCUUGUACCGGGCCAUCAUGGAGUAAGCACUGCCUGUGGCAGAGGAAGAAGAUGCCCACCUCCCCCAAGGAUUUCAAUGUUCCAGUACAACAGGCCAUAUUUGGAUGCUUCGGAUCCAAGGGGUUUUGGGGGGUUUUGUUCUUUUAUUUUUAAGGAAGCUAAAAAGCUGAUGCUCUGCAGUAGCUGAAAGGCAGCUGUUGGAUAGUAAACCAGAUUCCAUUUGCUGAAGCUGAUGUCUGCAGACUGCUGGUCUGAAGUUCUGUCCUUACAGAAUAAGACAGAUUGAGUGUGUUGCUUUCAUCUUGUUGAGCUGUCUUGCUCUUUUGUUUGAGAUGAUUUUGACAGGUGGCAAACUCUUUUAGGAGUUGUAGCCAGAAAUCUUGGCAGCUGCAGAAUAGUAUGGUCUAUUGUUUUAAUUGAAUAAUGUUCCUGAAUUUAGGAAUCAACUUGGUGGCUACACCUGGGAGACUCGUAAGACCUGGGCUUGAGCAGGCAGUAUUACUGGUGCUUGAAAUGGAACCUCUUUUAUAUUUAUAUCCACCUUUUUGUCGCAAGCAGCUUCAGUCUCUUGUUUCUCAGCACCACCUUUCUGAGGUCGAGCUAUAGGCUGUUCAGAUCUGAGCAGACAGGCGGUGCUUGUGUGAACAGAAAUGUGAAAUUGAAUCCUAUAGGACAAAUUAUUUAACCUUCCAUUUAAUACUUUUGUUCUGAUAGUGCUUUUGACUUACUUA
Acanthisitta chloris (rifleman) is the source of this 3648-nucleotide messenger RNA. RefSeq names its product lysine (K)-specific demethylase 4A (gene KDM4A). Gene Ontology annotation, cellular component: nucleus. The coding region runs from base 43 to 2943 and encodes 966 amino acids. The record is from RefSeq and is a predicted model, not a curated record. Gene Ontology annotation, biological process: chromatin remodeling. Lineage: Eukaryota; Metazoa; Chordata; Aves; Passeriformes; Acanthisittidae. Gene Ontology annotation, molecular function: histone H3K9 demethylase activity; histone H3K36 demethylase activity. The transcript is spliced from 20 exons.